GAGAGGGAGAGUGAGGACGUAAAGAGAAGCUGGAGGCGACUAAAGGAGAGACAAACUUCUGCAGCAGACUGGGAGCCGUUUGGGACUGAAACAGAGAAGUUAAGAGCCAAAGGACUGAGAGAGAAGCUUUGAGAAGAGAAAGAGGACUGAUUGAGAGGCAUUAGGCUGAAAAAUGCCACUCUAAUUUGACUUUCUUUAAAGGAUUAACAAAAAGAAGAGCUAGGACUUGGGAUUUUUGACAAACAAGGAGAAAAAAAACAAGACUGACCUGGAACCUGCAGCCACCUGAGACUCAUGACCGAUGACUAAGGAUCAAGAUUUGAUCCGUUAAAUUAAACCUGACUCAGCAUCUUAGGGGCUACAUCACACUCACUUGGCUUCAUCAAGUGUUGGAGAGAAGAGAAGUUGCAGCUGGAGUGAUAAUUUCAUCGUUGGAAACAUUUGAAAGUAGCACAGAAAAAUACGCAAAAAAACUUCUGAAAACAGAGUUCAGGAGCCUGACAGAAGAAACUCAAAGAUCGACCAAUAAGAGCAUCUUUUGAUAAAGAUGACAUUCGCGAUGCUACGCACAGCGCCUCCUGCAGGCCGCUUCUUGUAUGGCGACAUCGCCCUCCUCUCCGAAGACGACGAUGAGAACGGCAGCGAAGGUUCGGGCUCUGAAGAGCGCUCCAACAAUUCCAACUCUGCCGCCUACCGCCUGUCCUCGUCGCCAUCUGCCUUUCACAUCAAGGUGAACAGGAAGAGGAAGCUGUGUGGGGGAGGAGGAGGAGGAGGAGGAGUAGACAUGGGGGCCAUGAUGGGGAGGCUGGGCCCCCCGGGGUCUUCUCCCAUCGGCGAGGGUCGCCAGAGGACUGCAGCCAACGCUCGGGAGAGAGAUCGGACCAAUUCUGUGAAUACUGCGUUCACAGCGCUGAGGACGCUCAUCCCCACUGAGCCUGCAGACAGGAAGCUGUCAAAGAUCGAGACGCUGCGUUUGGCCAGCAGCUACAUCAGCCAUCUGGGGAACGUGCUGCUCCUGGGCGAGGGUCUCCACGACGGACAGCCGUGCCACGCUCCCUCACCACCGUUCUUCCACGUCAACACCUCCCCCAGCCGGGGAUCCGACCAAUCAGCUCAGCCAAAGCACAUCUGUACUUUCUGCCUCAGCAACCAGAGGAAAAUGAAUAAAGACAGAGACAGGAAGACAGCCAUCAGAAGUUAACGAGGACACUAACCACACGGACAAACUGCUUCACAGUUCUUUCAGUGAUUUUAACAUUUCUCCAACCUGAAGACUCAUCAGAUGUGUGAUGCAUUCAAAGACUCUGCGAACUUUUAAGCACAUACAGGACUGUUUAAGGAAAUCUACCAAACAUCUUUUUUUCCUUUCUUUCUUUUAUUCCUCUACAAGAACGUUUACUGUGUUUUCAAAUAAGCUUGAAACACUUCUUAAAGUUGAGCGGUACUUUUAAAGAUCUUUCUCAUUCGUAUCGAGGCU
Messenger RNA from Cheilinus undulatus (humphead wrasse), 1477 nucleotides. Its product is annotated as basic helix-loop-helix transcription factor scleraxis-like. Gene Ontology annotation, molecular function: protein dimerization activity; RNA polymerase II transcription regulatory region sequence-specific DNA binding; DNA-binding transcription factor activity, RNA polymerase II-specific. The transcript has 3 exons. The record is from RefSeq and is a predicted model, not a curated record. Bases 548 to 1201 code for a protein of 217 amino acids. Lineage: Eukaryota; Metazoa; Chordata; Actinopteri; Labriformes; Labridae. Gene Ontology annotation, biological process: regulation of transcription by RNA polymerase II; developmental process.